GCGUGCCGCGCGCAAAACUUUCGCUUGGUGCUGCAGUCCUCUAUGCCUGCUGGGUCUCUGCCCGUAGGCGUUUUACCAGCGUUUCGCACGCGUUCACGCUGGAUUUUGAACACACUCAGCCUUGCUCUUGCAGUCCUGUGCCCGCGUGCGCUGUGCAGCUUUUUUGCUGCCGGCUUUGCAGCAUGCUAGCCUUUUGCAAAAGCAGCACUCGACGAGCGACGCAUUGCCGCAUUGCUCACUUUGAUGAUGCAAGAGCAGUAGCAUAAGCAAGAACAGUAGCCAGCUACCCAGACCUCAGUUCUCCAACGCUUGCAGCAGCACUACACAGCUGAUCAACCACAGAGCGAUGGAGAAGAACUACCUCCGCUACGCGCCGCAGUGGUUCGCGGGCAUCAUCACCUCGCCGCGCGCGCCCGUCGCCGCCCUGCCUAACACCAAAGAAGUGGUCUGCGGCGCUGGCCGCGACGUCGUCUGCUGGCGCGUGAGGACGGGCGAACGCACUCGAACACUGAGACGCGGCGACGAAACCGACUUGGUGGGAGCGUCGCCGCUCGACGGGCCGCGCGGCGAGGUCGUGGCCGUGGCGGCGGCGGUCGACGGAUCCAUCGCGGCCGCCUGCGCGUCCGGUUUAGUGCGCGUGUGGCGGGGCGACGCGGACACGCCCCAGGCCCACGACCACCACCGGGCCGCGGUGCAAGCGCUCCGGUGGUGCCCCUUCGCCGCUACGCUCGUAACGGGCGGCGCGAACGGCGACAUCGUGCUGAUCGACGUCGUCGCGGAGCGCGCGAGUCACAGACUCGUGGGCCACCGCGCCGCCGUCACGGAUCUCGCGUGUCUCGGGGACUGGGCGGCCGGGUCCGAUGGGAGGCGUCUCGUCGCGUCGACGUCGCGCGACGGCCUGAUAAAAAUCUGGGACGCGAGAAUGCAGCACUGCAUACAAACGAUCACGGGCGCCGGCGGCGGCGUGGCUGUGGGUAUUGAUCAUGAUCCAGAAUCGAACCGCGUCGUGACGGGCGCCGGGGACCGGGAGUUGCGGUUGUGGCGCCUGGACGUCGACGCGGAGGCGCCGCUGGACGGGCUCGGUUCCAUAAAACGCCACGCCAUGGAGCCCUGCCAGCAGCUUAGGUUUGUGGCACCUAGAAUCCUGGCGGCCCUGACGCACGGGCGGACGCUGGAGUUGUUUCGGGUACGAGGCGCCGCUGACGCGGCAAAAAAGGCGAAGCGGCGGGCCCGAAGGCGGCGCGAAAAGGGCCUCACCGAUGAGAAUGAUGAAGUGGCCGCGGCGGACGAGCUCGAGCCCCUAUCUAUCAUAACGUCGGAGCACCGGCUGCGCUCCUUCUGUGUUGUUGCCGUGACGUCGUCGACGGUGUCGCUGGUCCUGUCGACGCGGACGAACGAGCUGGAGUUAAGAGACGCGUCAAUAACCUCACAAAUGACGCGCAAGGGCUCCGUCGCGGACGCCGCUGACAACGCGGAGGCCGCGGUGCGGACGUUACAACUGCCCGGCCACCGGUCGGCGGUCCGCGCGGUGGCCGUGUCCGACGACGGCGCCGCCGUCGCUUCGGCGGCGUCGAAGUGCGUGAAGAUCUGGAGCGACGACGCGAGGUUGUUGAGGACGCUCGACGCGGCGAAGGCGGUGCUCGCGGUCGCGUUUUUGCCGGGUGGUAGAAAAUUGGUCGCGGGCCUCAAGAGCGGUGGGUUGUUGGAGGUCGACGCGGCGUCCGGUGACACUAAAGAAGCUAGAGACAGCGACGGUUCCGUGGCCCACGCCGGUGCCGUCCUAGCCCUGGCCGUGUCCGCGACUGCGAUGGACACAACUUGUGUCGUGAGUUGCGGGGGCGACCCGCUGGUGAAACUCUGGACCCAUGGGGAUGACGGUCUCACGCACGCGAAGACCCUACCGAUCGAAGGCGAAGAAUGCCUCGCGGUGGCCUUCGCGCGGGACGCGCGAGGGAGAAAGGACGGCUUCGUCUGCGUCGCGACGACCGACCAUUGUGUCCGGGUGCUGUAUGCGGAUACGUUCAAGUUCAAGGUGUCGCUCUACGGCCAUUCGCUGCCGUGUUUAUGUGUCGGUGGUUCGUCUGAUGGCAAGUUACUCGCGACGGGCUCGUCGGACAAAACUUUAAAAUUGUGGGGCCUCGAGUUCGGCGACCUACGACGGUCGAUAUUAGCCCACGACGACGCCGUGACCGGCCUCCAGUGGCUGCGGGGCACGCAUUACUGCAUCACGACCAGCAAGGACGGCUCUGUCAAACAGUGGGACUGCGACCGGUUGGAGACGCCUUUUGUGCAAUUAUUCAGAAGGGGCCACACGUCCGAGGUUUGGAGUGUCGCUUCGAACCCGGACGGGAGCGCGCUCUACACGGCGGGCGCGGAUCGGGCAUUAAGAUGUUGGGCGCGCACGGACGAGCCCGUCUUCGCGUCCGAGGAGCAGGAUGCGCAACUCGAUGCUACAUUGGAUAAACUAGGCGACGGCCUCGACGAGGUGGCGCAGCCGGGCGCGUCCGGUCACAUCAUACCGGCCAAGACGUCGCACGCGGCCCAGAAGGGUGCGGAAAGAAUAGCCGAGGCGCUGGAACUGGCGCAGGGCGAGGCUGCCGUCCGAGCGGCUGCGCUCGAGAAGGGGACCCAACCGCCGGCGCCGUCUCCACUAUUGCUCGGCAUGGCGCCGCGGAGAUAUGUCCUGAGAAGGUUAGGUGAUUUGACGAGCGCGGCGGACCUGGAGCCGGCUCUAUUAGUGUUACCGGUGGAUCUGGUGGCCGUGUUGCUGGAGUUCCUCGCCGACGCGUUGGACGGCGACGAGAGUGUGGACGUUGAACUCUGCGCGCGGGCGGCGGCUCUAUCUCUCAAACUGCACGCGCGGGAAGUGAGCGCGCACGCGCCGUUGAGGCGGCCUCUCCUGAAGCUCCGCGACGCGCUCCGGAAGCGCCUAGAUGCGGAACGGGCGCUCUUCGGGCGCAACCUGGCGGCGUGUCGCAUCGCGAAGCUGCGUUCAUAACUAAGUAUUGUACGACCCAC
Molecule: messenger RNA, 3018 nt
Organism: Pelagomonas calceolata
Lineage: Eukaryota; Pelagophyceae; Pelagomonadales; Pelagomonadaceae
Source: the annotation of a GenBank genome assembly